Coffea eugenioides is the source of this 2920-nucleotide messenger RNA. RefSeq names its product putative disease resistance protein RGA3. Gene Ontology annotation, biological process: defense response to other organism. The transcript has 2 exons. The record is from RefSeq and is a predicted model, not a curated record. Gene Ontology annotation, molecular function: ADP binding. NCBI's taxonomy places the organism in Eukaryota, Viridiplantae, Streptophyta, Magnoliopsida, Gentianales, Rubiaceae. Bases 4 to 2532 code for a protein of 842 amino acids.
GUGAUGGUAGCCUCAGCAAUGCAAACAUCUCGUUUGCAUCAUCUACAAAUCCUCUCAGAUAAUCAUAGCUGGAUGCUGUUUGAAAAACUAGCAUUUGCAGACGGUGGCGCAACAAAGACUCAAGAUCUGGUGGACAUUGGCAGAAAGAUACUGAAAAAGUGUGGCGGCGUGCCAUUAGCGAUCAAAGUGAUUGGGGGUUUGUUGUAUUCCAAAAAGGAUGCCUCGGAAUGGUUGAAGCUUGAGAACAGUGAAAUAUGGAAUGAGUCUACCAACACUGAAGGUGGAGUCAUGUCUGCCCUGAAGCUGAGUUACGAAAACUUACCUUCAUUGUCAGUGAAACAAUGCUUUGCAAGUUGUUCCAUUUUCCCGAAGGACGCUCACAUGAGAAAAGAAAGCUUGAUACAGAUUUGGAUGGCCCAGGGAUUGAUUAAUGAUGCCAAGGGAGGAGGUCAUUUGCAAAUGGAGGAUAUAGGCAGCGACUGCUUCAACGUAUUGCUUCGGAGUUCUUUGUUGCAAGCUGGUUAUAAGAAUUCCAUUUACGGAAUCAAGGGCUGCCGGAUGCAUGACCUUGUGCAUGAUCUUUCAUUGCAAGUGUCAAAUAAUUGUUUCUUAAACACGGAGGAUGGCAUGGUAGUCAGUCAUGAAGAUGAAGUUAUGCAUUUGACCGUUGUUCUGAGUCGAGGAAAGAUGUUAAAGAAUAUCGAAGGGAUUCCUCCAAAUUUGCAAACGCUUUAUUAUAUUGGGGAUGAUGGUAUUAUGCUCGAAGACAUCUUGGAAAGGUCUAAAUACCUUUCUGUAUUAAAAGUAGACUGCUGGGAUGUUACUCAUCUCCCCAAUGCAGUGGGUAAUAUGAAACAUUUAAGACAUCUUGAUAUGAGUCAAACUCAAAUCGCCGCUCUGCCAGAUUCGAUCACAAAGCUCUACAAUUUGAUGACUUUGAAAGUAAGUCGCUUGGAAGAGAUACCUAAGAAGUUUAGCAAUUUAAUUAACUUGAGGCAUCUCGAGUUUUCCACGGCUUUUUUGGGUCGGCCCUCAUGUUUGAUCCCUGGGAUUGGGCAGCUGGCUAAUCUUCGGACGUUGCCCUACUUCGUGGUAAGCCAAGACAAGGGAUGUCAGCUUGAGGAGCUGGAACACUUGCGCAACCUCCGAGGCGAGCUAAAAAUUUUUGGACUUGAGAAUGUGAGCAGCUUUGAAUCGGCAGCAAAAGCAAAGUUGUCCGAAAAAUCAAGCAUUCAAAGUUUAACACUUUCAUGGGAUGACACAAAUGAAGAUUGCGACGACAACAAUAUCAACAGUGUCAUGGAAGGUCUCCAACCUCACCCAGACUUGAAAAGUUUAGCCAUUAAUGGUUUCAAAGGUUCAAGGUUUCCGUCAUGGAUGGUGGCAAAGGAUCACUUGAUGGUACUCCUAAGGAAUCUGGUACACCUCAGGUUGGAGAAAUUGGGUAAGUGUGAACAAGUACCAUCACUAGGGGACUUGCCUUGUCUCGAGUCCUUAGACAUGGUCUCCUUACACAAUGUGAAGCGCAUUGGGGCAGAAUUCUAUGGUCUCCUUACACAUCUCGAUAUUAAUGCAAGGAGCAGCGCUUCUUGUAGUAGCAGCACCAGUAGCAGAGAGGUGAAACCAGUCACUCUGUUUCCAAAACUAAGGCGUUUUGGGCUGCGGAACAUGAAAAGGCUAGAGGAGUGGUCAGAUGCAAUGGUUCCCUCGGAUUCUUCUUCAUCAAUUAAGGUAUUCCCUAGUCUCCGGUACUUGGAAAUCGAAGGGCUCCCCAAGUUGGCUUUUUUACCAGAUAUGGAGAACUUGACAUCUCUUGAGGUGUUACGGAUAGAGAGAUGCGGAAGUUUUGCUUGUAUAAGGAAUUUGAAUAGCCUUAUAUCUCUCGAAUUCUUAUAUUUAGAUGACUGCCCUGCUUUAUUAGAUGCUUCUCUGGAUAUGAAAAACCCCCAAUCCCUACGUGCUCUACGCAUCUCAGGAUGUGAUAAGUUGAAUCCUUCAUUGAGUAAUAAUCUUGAGAAGUUCACAUCGCUCGAGGAGUUGAGUAUCGUUUCUGAUGACCCUGGUUCUUGGCCAAUUAUGGCUCUACACAGUCUAGCCAACCUCCGUGAGUUGGAUCUCGGUGGUGGCUUCUCUGACGACCUUGAUCAUUUCCCGUGGCCACACUCCAUCACCAAUCUCGUCUCGCUGGAGCAUCUUGUAUUGAGUGGAUGGCCAAAAAUCACGUCUCUCCCAGACCAAAUUCAGCAUCUCUCUAACUUGAGAACUUUAUAUAUUGGGAAGUUUGAGGGGUUGGAAGUUCUUCCAGAGUGGAUGGGUAGCCUUCGGAAUCUUCGAGCAUUGGAUAUUCGUAAUUGCUCUAACCUCAGACAAUUGCCCUCUGCAGAAGCAAUGCGACACCUCACCAGUUUAAAUCAACUACAUAUCAACAGCUGUCCUCUUUUAGCAGAGAGAUGCACCAAAGGAAGUGGCGCAGAGUGGCCCAAGAUUGCACACAUUCCCUUGGUUCAAAUCUAUCCGUUGAACAAAGUUUGACUCGUUCUGUUUUUAACUGGGACGACAUAUUACAGUUUUACAUGCAAAGUAUUUCCAUGAGGACACCUGCGUUACAGUUUUACAGUGUUACAUGCAAGCAGACAACUGAAUGAGAAUCAGGAUCCGUCGAAUGAUGAGUGACUAAGUCCACAUGCGGGAAUCGACAAUGGUGCAGCAGUGAGGAAAAGGGUUGCAAAGCGGUGAGCUGAGACCACAUUCAAAUGUUUGGGGGAUUUUGAUGAAUCCUGUUCUAUGUUGAACAGCAGCAUAGCAUAUAAAGGGAUUGUUUGUUGACUCAGUACCUCACAGUGUGUAUCUUUCUUUAUUGCUGUUUACAUGUUUCUCAAUGUCCCAACUCUAUUGUAAGGUGAAACUAUAUAAUGUAUUC